This is a messenger RNA of Cicer arietinum (chickpea), 1159 nucleotides long. RefSeq names its product probable WRKY transcription factor 12. Gene Ontology annotation, biological process: regulation of DNA-templated transcription. NCBI's taxonomy places the organism in Eukaryota, Viridiplantae, Streptophyta, Magnoliopsida, Fabales, Fabaceae. The record is from RefSeq and is a predicted model, not a curated record. Gene Ontology annotation, molecular function: DNA-binding transcription factor activity; sequence-specific DNA binding.
UGUGCAAGAAAAAAACAUUCCCUUAGAAUUUCAUUGGCUAGCAUAUAUAUAUAUAAAACUCUUAGUUGACCAAACUAUACACACACAAAAAAACCCUCACAUGGCCUAGAACUUGUGUUCUAUAUACCAUUCAUACUAGAAGAUCAAGCUAGCUAGCUAGGUUACAAGAAGAAAAAAACCAAAAUCUAACGAAAGAUAUUAUUCCAAAUCCAAUUUGUGAUUUAUUUCAUAAAAAAAAAAAAAUAGGGUAUGGAAGGAGAGAGAGAUGUUCCCAAUUAUGAGCUUCAAGUUUCAUUCACAAACACUCCACAAGCCAUCCAUGAAAUGGGUUUUGUUCAAUUUGAAGAAAAUCAAGUUCUUAGCUUCUUGUCACCCUCUACACAAUCUCAUCAACUUUCUCAAUCUCUAAAUUCCGGCGGCAGCGGUAGCACUACCACUGCUAUCGCUGCAGCCGUCGCAACAACCACGACGGCCGCCGGAUUCAACCAUAACGAUCUUGUCACUAGAACUCCUUGGAAUAAUGAACAGGUAAGAACUCUAGAUCCGAAAGCUGUGAGUGAUGAGAAUUGCACUGGAAACACUAGUGAUGGCAACAACACAUGGUGGAGGAGUGGAGGCACAGAGAAGAACAAGGUGAAAGUGAGGAGGAAACUAAGAGAGCCAAGGUUUUGUUUUCAGACAAGAAGUGAGGUGGAUGUGCUUGAUGAUGGUUACAAAUGGAGGAAGUAUGGUCAGAAAGUUGUCAAGAAUAGCCUUCAUCCAAGAAGUUAUUAUCGGUGCACACACAACAAUUGUAGGGUGAAAAAAAGAGUUGAACGACUCUCAGAAGAUUGUCGUAUGGUGAUAACCACUUAUGAAGGAAGACACAAUCACUCUCCUUGUGACGACUCUAAUUCUUCGGAACAUGAAUGUUUUACAUCUUUCUGAUCCAACAAUGUUGUUUCAAUAAAACAAUUGUGUUUUAAUUAAUAAUUAGUUGUUUGACAAUUUUUCAUAUAAUAUAUGAGGAAUAUUGUCAUGUACUUAUAGUAUGGUGUUACUCAAGUUCAGUAUUUUCACAAGAAUUGUCAAUUUGUUGUUCAUAGAAAAAUCAUUUGUGUAUAUACACACACAUUUAUUUAUCUAUUAAUAUAGGACAUUCCACUCUGCCUCUAGCUAA